AUGGCACCUACAGUUUUCUUCGUCCCCGGCCUCUGGGAAGGCCCCUCCGUAUUCGACAGCGUGUCUUCUCUUCUAUCCAAGGAUGGCAUCACAUCCGAAUUCGCUACCCUGCGAAGUACCGGAACAACCUCGCCCGGAAACCCCUCCAUGCAGGAUGAUAUCAACGGAAUUCGUGCAGAUCUCGAGCCGACAAUUUACAGAGGAGAUGAUGUAGUUUUGGUACUGCACUCGGCUGCUGGGUUUCUGGGCAGCGCGGCAGUCGAGGGACUAGUUGUGAAACAUCCUCGCGAAAGAGGAGAGAAUGGUGGAGUGGUUGGAAUUGUGUUUAUUACCGCCGGAAUUUUGGACGUGGGUCAGCCACAUCCUCCAAUGGCAGCGUUUACGAUUAUUGAGGGCGGGGCAAUGUACUGCCGUGAACCCGAAACAGCACUCUUUGGCGAUCUGCCCGAGAGUGAGAGACCAGCGUUAUUGGCAAGUCUCCAGACCCAGCCUGCCGAGAAUUGGGAUAAUAUCACGGUCUCGUACUGCGCCUGGAAGGAUGUGCCGAGUGUGUAUCUCAUUUGUGAAAACGAUACUGUGAUUCCCCCACCUGUACAGGAGCACUGUGCUGCUUUGGCUGGAAGCAGCAUAGAGCGAUGCAGCGCUGGCCAUGUGCCUCAGCUCAGUCAGCCGGAGAGAGUUGUCGAAGUUAUCAAGGGCGCCAUCACACAAUUCUCAUCAUGA
Molecule: messenger RNA, 723 nt
Organism: Talaromyces amestolkiae
Lineage: Eukaryota; Fungi; Ascomycota; Eurotiomycetes; Eurotiales; Trichocomaceae
Exons: 2
Coding region: 1-723 (240 amino acids)
Source: RefSeq, a predicted model, not a curated record